AGUGCAGCAUCAUUUGAGCCCAGACGUAGCAGACGCUCCACCGAGGCUGCGAUGUGAACGGGAUCAAACAGACGCGUUAUUCUCAAGACAAAGUGGAUUUUAUUUAGAUAGUCUACAUUUCUGCAUGUGGAAUACGAAAACAUCUCGUUUUUUAAUUAGAAUCGGCGGCAUAACUCACCAUUUUAGGAAAUCUGGAAUCAUGAGUCAAUUAUAUUACGACCACGACUACAUCGACUUAGACGACUGAUUAGCUUUUUAUAUCUUUACGUAUUUUAGUUUGUUUUCUUACUUAUAUAGAAGUUAAAAACAAUUAUUUAUUUUCAGAAUGUUGAAUUCAGCGCUUUCUGUAUGUGCAGGCUACUCCUGACACGUCUUUCGGGUUGGCAAUGGACACGAAAGGUGAUGGCAAAACCAGCGAUCAAGAAAUAUUGUUUCUUCGACGGUAUGUUAAACCUUUUUAACAGCGUUGUUUACGCGCUAUUACGCAGGCGUAUUUUCCCUCUGAAAUGUGGCUUCCCCGCGACGGCAUGUUCUCUAGCGUGAUGUAGGCUGCACGGGAUACAGAAGUGACGAGCACGGGGGACCAGAGAUGCGACUGUCAAAGUGGUGGCAACCGAAGGAUUUGACUGAGAUCCUUGAGUAUGACUAACACGUUGCCAUAAAGCGAAGAAUGUCAGGGACACCAAAUGCGGAAGCAGAAGGAGUAGUCUCCAGAGUAAAAGUCAAGAAGGAGAUCAAGACAAUCGUGGAGAAUUUGGAGACCAUUCUCGGGGACCUUAAGGAUGUAGCGAAGGAACUCAAAGAGGUGGUGCAUGACAUUGACGCGCUCACCUGUGACCUACAACUGGAAGAGGACGGGCUAACGGACAGCUCCAAGACGGACACCCUCAACUCCAGCUCCAGCUCCACCACCACCACCACCACCGUGUCCAGCCUGGAGAGGCUGCGGAUGGGCCUGGAUGACUGCCUCUUCUUCAGGGUCCCCGCAGUCAUCGCGCCAGCGCCCGUUCACCCUGCACCGGUCCACACCGUGCAGAAGAAGGCCCCCCCGCCCCCUCCGCCUCCCAGGCACACGCCGCAGAGAUCGGAGGAGCACAACAUGAAGCUCCUGCCCCAUCCCACGCUGGUGCUAUCAGGGAACCACUCCAAAGCCAACGGCUCUCUGAGGAACGGCGGCGGCGGCGGCGGCGCGUUCUCCAUGCACCCGACCAGGGAGCUGUUCUCCCCGCCGCGCCACUGCGUCUCCAACGACAGCGGCUUGUCCGAGGCCGGGCUGGUGCCUACUCUGCCCAGACCCAUGCCCCUCCUCCGGCACCAGAAGAACAAGUGCCCGCAGACGUCGGGCCGGGAGCCGCGAGAGCGCGUCCGCUUCAGUGAGAAGGUGCAAUACCACGGCUACUGCCCGGACUGUGACCUGCAGUACGUGAUGGAUGACACCACCGACCGCCACUUCCAGGGCGAGCCCGGCAACGCCAGGCUCAGCCCGGUGCACUGCUGUGCCGCCACCUCCCCCCUCGACGGACACCCCGCCCUCCCUCGAGAACUCACGCUGGAAAACGGCGGCCUGCCGUUCAGCCACGGCUAUCCGCCCAUGGCAGACGGCCCUCUACUGUCGUUGCCCCCUCUCCAGCAUUCCCACAAGCAAACCAAGAAGACCAUCCUUCGUAAAUCGACCACAACCACGGUUUGACACGGAUCCCGUCUACCUUAAACAUUGUUGAAUCAUUCAUAGUGUUUUCUACUUUAUGGGGGCUUUCUACUGAAGCUGAACUGUGUGCGGAUUAUCCAAACGGAGAAAGUGAGUGAGGGAUGAAUCAGCCAGGAUCGGAGAAAGCGAGUAGAAUAGACAAAGGCUUUGCCGUGGGCUUGAAGAGGCAUACCCGCAGAGAGAAGACUGUGAAGAGCUUUCAACUGCUGCCGCAUACAGUUUCCAAGCUGAGGAACACAAAGAGGAGGAGAGAAGGAACGAGAUAACAAAAGAAGCAAAAGACCUUGGCAAGAAACGAAGAAGGAAGUUUUGUGAACUGGUCAGCUCCCAUGUCGAUUCAUAAACCGGGACAGGUAUUGGCUGGGCACAUCCAUCUCCUUCCUCUAUGUCUUUGGGUUCUCCAACCAUCAGAAGAGAAGAAGUGAAGAGCUCUCCUCGCCAUGGUAACCACGUCUGCUAAUCGUGGUUGGAUCAGAAAGGAAAAUAGUGGGCUAAGAAGUGUUAAACAGGAGAGGACGAGGAUGCAACCACAUGGUAAAAACAGAAACAUUAGUCGAGGCUCAUGGUGUUACAGGUGCACAUGAACACACCAUGUGCACGUUUUGUCAGGUGCAAUAAAGAUCAUUUUAUUGCAUUCAUGCAACAUUAUUUUUAUUAAAUGGCAACAGUUUGUGGUUCUGGAGGCCAUGUGCUUGCUCAAGCACAGAUUUUCUACAUUUUAAAUUUGUUUUUGUUUGGGAAAUAAGGUGUAUUUGUAUCUUAAAAUACCUUUUGUGAAGAAGAAAAAAAGGUAUCGCUCAAGUGUUAAUAAUGUUAUGAUAACAUCCACAGUUUGAGCAACGACUACAGCUGCUUCUGCUCUCUCUCCAGAAUACUCAUAUAUUAUUCCUCUCUGAGGAAGGCCCUGCCUGGCUGUGUGGGAAACAGGGUUCUUAUCUUAGCAUUUAUCAGGCCCAUCAGAAUUAUGUCAUUAUGUGUUGCUCCGCAGUCAACAUGAUGUGCAUUAUGAUGACUCGACGUCAGAAAAAAUAAUGGUUGGAAAGCAACGAUAAUGAUGAGGAUGGUGAUGACAACAAUGAUGAAGAUGAUGAAGAUGAAGAUGAGGCGAUGACGACGCAGUCCAGCAGACUAUGUUGAUAAAGCGUCUAAAUACUCACCUGGUGCCACGCAAGCUGUUUCACGACAACAUGGAGGGAUGUCUUGUUGCAGAAGCUACAGCUUUAGAUUAAUCCUUUUUACGAGGGGUAUUAAUUUGCAUCAAAUUUCCUUUGUAUAUAAAUAUAAAUGUACAUGUGUAUUCUAUAUUUCCAACGUUUUUAUGGAGACUUUAACAUUUAAAAAGAUAAUAUUUUUGAUAACGUGUUAAAUGGGAGGGGGGCUAGCGCAAUCUGAUUUAUCAUGAGGUACAUGAUUUUUAUUGCAGGGCAUAAACAGAAAUAUAUUGAAAGAGGUUAUCAUCAUUGUAUUAAAUAUUUUGAGAUAAGUCUUAU
This is a messenger RNA of Gadus chalcogrammus (walleye pollock), 3198 nucleotides long. RefSeq names its product proline rich 16 (gene prr16). Lineage: Eukaryota; Metazoa; Chordata; Actinopteri; Gadiformes; Gadidae. The coding region runs from base 671 to 1690 and encodes 339 amino acids. The record is from RefSeq and is a predicted model, not a curated record. The transcript has 4 exons. Gene Ontology annotation, biological process: positive regulation of cell size; positive regulation of translation.